Anarrhichthys ocellatus (wolf-eel) is the source of this 2124-nucleotide messenger RNA. Its product is annotated as GTPase IMAP family member 8-like. Gene Ontology annotation, molecular function: GTP binding. The record is from RefSeq and is a predicted model, not a curated record. The transcript is spliced from 3 exons. Lineage: Eukaryota; Metazoa; Chordata; Actinopteri; Perciformes; Anarhichadidae. The coding region runs from base 293 to 1816 and encodes 507 amino acids.
UUUCUGUUUGUUUAUUUAUUUGUUUUAUAGAAUACUUGAUGUUAUAAUGUCAUAAUUCAUAUUUAAACUUGUUUACUUUCUGAUAUAAAACCUUGACUUCUGUCUGCAGCAUGAACACAUAAAUAUCCUUUAGUCUAAAUUAAUGAAUAUAUUUGUAUUUAUAUAUUUGAAGUUCAUAGUUUCACUUUUCUUUUUCUGUCCUUCCUGUUGGUUCUUUGUCCUUUCAUACGUCUCUCUGUUAAAGGUGGAGAAGUAACACAUUCCAUCAGAACUGGUUUUGUGUCGCUCAAACAUGGAUCCAGGUCUCACCAUCGUCCUUCUGGGAAACUCAGGCGUUGGUAAAAGUGCUUCAGGAAACACCAUCCUGGGACGACCAGCGUUUGAAUCAAAAAAAUCCUUCAGAUCGUUGACAACACAAAUCUCUGAGGUAACUGAAACUGUGUUUGGGAAACAGAUCUCAGUGAUUGACACUCCAGGAAUAAUAGGAUCUGAGAGGGAGGUUCAGACACGGUGUCAGGACCUCCUGAAGUCCCCCAGACCUUGUGUGUUCCUGGUGGUGGUUAAAAUAGAUCGCUUCACCAUCGAGCAGAAGAACGCUGUGGACAAAGCUAUCAGAGCCGUUGGAGAUCAGGACUUCAACAAGUGUUACCUGCUCUUCACAGGAGGAGAUGACUUAGGCAACAAGUCGGUAGAAGAUUUCAUCAACGAGGAUCCAGAAGGUCCACUUCCACCACUUGUUGAAAGGUUUGAAGGGAGACAUCAUGUGUUCAACAAUGUAAAUGGAGGACCGGAACAAGUCAGAGAGCUGCUGAUGAAGUCACGCCACCUCGGAAUCACUGAAGUCUCCAAACAAAGGAGGAUCGUCCUGCUCGGUCUACCUGGAGCUGGAAAAAGUUCCUCAGGCAACACCAUCCUGGGAUCAGAUCAGUUCAAAUCAGCCUGUAACUUUAAUUCAGUCAGUACUGAGAGUGUUUCUAAGUCAGCCAUUGUGGAGGGUUGUAAGGUCACAGUGGUUGACACUCCAGGAUUCACUGAUAAAGUUCUGACUCCUAAACAGCUGUACCUGGAGAUCAUGAAGAUGACGGUAACAGCCAGUCCUGGACCACAUGCCUUCGUCUUUGUGGUCAAAAUAGACAGAAUCACCAACGCUGACAUCCAACUGUUUGAGCUGCUUCCAAAACUGUUCAACAGUGAGGCUUUGAGGUACUCCAUGGUCCUUUUCACUUAUGGAGACGAGCUGAAAGACCAGAAUGUGGAGGAUUUGAUCCAGUCCAACCCUCAGGUGUCAAAACUGGUCUCCUUGUGUGGUGGUAGAUACUGUGUGUUUGACAACAGAGUAAAAAGAAACAGAGAGCAGGUUAGAACCUUCCUGAAUAAAGUAGAUGAGAUGGUCACAGCUAACAGUGGACAACACUUCACUGAUGACAUAUUCAAGAUGGCUGAGAUGUUCUUAGAUAAAGAAAGGAAACUGUUCCCCAAUAAAGAAGGGAACCAGAAGGUCGACUGGAAAGACAAAGCAUGGGAAAAAUUUAAAACUUAUUUAUUUAAUACAGUUGGCAGAGAAGGAGUAGGAGCACUAAUAGGAGCAUUAACCGGAGCAGUAAUAGGAGGACUAGUAGGAUGUAGAGCAGGAGUAGUAGGUGCAGCAGCAGGAAUAUUAGCAGGAGCAGUAAUAGGAGCAGUAGGAGGAGCAGUAGCAGGAGCAGUAGUAGGAGCAGUAGUAGGAGCAGGACCAGAACCAGGACUAGGACCAGGAGCAGUGGGAUCAGGAGCAGCAGCCCAAACAAAAAAAGGCAAGAAACAAAAGAAACAGUGAAACAGUUGAACUCUCAAUGAAGACCACUGACCUUUAGAACAACCUGACAUGUUCAAACUCAAACCAGUUUCUCAUUGGUCAUCUCUCUUAUAUCAAGCCCAGCAGGUGUGUUUUUAGAUUUAAAAUCUAUUUGCAAAACAUAACCAUAUUGUUCUCAAAUGAAAACGUAGUCAGUCUACAGUGACCCGUUAGUCAGUCUAUAGCCACGUGACCCGUUAGUCAGUCUAUAGCAGAGGUAGCCAACACGGUGCCCGCAGGGACCAUGCGAGUUGCCCGCAAGGCAUGUUCUAAAAAUAGCACUAGGUCCC